Messenger RNA from Klebsormidium nitens, 3717 nucleotides. The record is from the annotation of a GenBank genome assembly. NCBI's taxonomy places the organism in Eukaryota, Viridiplantae, Streptophyta, Klebsormidiophyceae, Klebsormidiales, Klebsormidiaceae.
AAUCUGAAAGAUCAGGGAGGCAGCUAGGAAGGCAGGGAGGCAGGGGCAGCUCCUCGCUAACUUCGCAGCAGAGCCGCUCAGGUGGUUUCUCUCUGUCAUAUCUUCUGAGGUUGCUGCCUUCAAGACGCAUUGAGGAGCAUGCCUCUCAGCUCGCAAAAGAACCUCUUGGUGGCGCCGACUGCAAGUGCUUCCGAACUACCACCCUUCAAAGUCCAGAGAUCGUCCCAAACUUGGUGGUAGAGAUCACGUCAGUUUUGACAGGAUGGACGUUCGAUUGGAACAUGUGGGGGUGGGGUGCAACCGGGUGGUCAAUGCCGCAUCUUGGGGCCCCUCAGGCCUUGUCGCAUUUGGCGCACACAAUGCGGUGGCUCUAUACAGUCCCGAGGAUGUGAGGGUUCUUACGACACUGCCAGGACACUCCGACCGCGUCAACUGCACCGAAUGGCUGCCAAGGCACUCCGCCGGCCUUCCCACAAACCAUGCAAACCACCCAGUAAACCCGCCUGGAAACCAUCCUGCAAACCCGGCCCCAAGCCCCCUCCCCCUCAUAUUGGCCUCCGGAGAUGCAUCCGGCACAAUCUUCCUUUGGGGACAGCAAAGCACAUCCCGCCAGGACCAACCUCGUGAUACAUCGGAACCCAACUUCGUAUCUGUAGCACACAUUCCAACUGCGCACUCUGGGGCCGUCACGUGCUUAGUCAGUCACGUUCGUACUGUUACCCCGUCGGUUCAUCCAGCGAGAAUUAUAGAGGCCCUGUUGGUUUCAACCUCGUCGGACGGUACAGUUAAGAUCUGGGGCAUCAGCAAGGGAGGGGGAUCCGGACAGGGCCUGGUAGAGACCACGUGUGUGCAGACCAUCUCGGUGGGACCGAAGGUGAUGAUGUCAGCGGCGAUGACGGCGCUUUCUGAGAGGGGGUCCAGACUGCUGUUGGCGCUUGGGGGCUUGGACAAUGCAGUGCACUUGUACACCAGCUCAGAGCACCUUCAGUUCUCAAAGGUCUGCUCUCUGACCGGUCACCAAGACUGGGUGCGCUCCCUCGCCUUCGCUCCCCGUCCGAACCCAUCUGCAUCCAACCCUCCUCCGCUGCUCUUGGCAAGCGGAUCUCAGGAUCGCAACGUGCGCAUCUGGCGCAUCGCGCCCCGGAAGUCGACCUCCACGUCAGUUUUGACUACGUCUACCGAACAAGAACCGAUACCCUCCACUAGCUCGACCGGAAACGGCGAAUCUAACUUGCUUUCUCCGAGCACGGAGGAAGGCAACCUCGCGCUUGGCAGCAGAGUAAGCAAACAAGCAAACCCGGCGAAACCGGAAAUAAACAGGUCGAAUAGCGACCCCAAAGACGAGGCCCCGGAUUUGGCGGGGUUCAUGAGCCUGCUGCACAUGUAUGCGGCGGGCCCUGUUUUCCGGGUGGGCGGCCGCGUGUGGGAGGCGUCCCUGGAGUCGCUCCUCAUUGGCCACGAGGACUGGGUGCACUCGGUGCGCUGGGCGCCGCCACCUGUCGCUUCCGUACUGCCAAGUGGCACCUCCGGAGGCGCUUCUCCCAGCUCAAAUGCCACAGGGAGCAAUGGUCUGAUUCAAAAUGGUGACGCAAGUUCAUUAGAGAGAAGCGCAGAGGCAGCGGAAAGGAGAGUGAGGGAAAGCGCUGCGCGGUCGUCGCUCCUGUCGGCAUCCAUGGACCGUACGAUGAUGGUCUGGCGGCCGGACGCGCGCACGGGGCUCUGGACGUCCGAGGUGACCGUCGGCGAACUGGGGGUGUCCAACCUCGGCUUUUACACCGGGCUGUGGUCCCCCCGGGGGGAUGCGAUUCUGGCGCACGGUUACACGGGCUCAUUUCACUUGUGGGGUCGGGAAGUUCUGGAGUCUGGGGGGGAAGAGUGGCGCCCCCGGCUGGCUGUGUCAGGCCACGUGGGGGCCGUUUCGGACUGUGAAUGGGAUCGGGGGGGGCGGUAUCUGCUGAGCGUGAGCCAAGAUCAGACGGCAAGAAUACAAGCGUGCUGGCAGUGGGGGGGCCGGGACGCGGGCUCGAAGUCAGAGGAGAAAGGGAAAAAAACGCCCGAAAGUGAUGCAGCUGGGGGGAAAGAAACACCUGUGAGUUUGGGGGGGCGGAGAGCUGGUGGCCGCGCUUCGUGGCACGAAAUUGCGCGGCCGCAGGUGCACGGGCAUGACAUCCACUGCUGCGCGUUCGCCGGCCCGGCCGCUGACGUCAGCACAAGCACCGCUGACGUCGGCGUGUACGUCAGCGGGUCCGAGGAGAAGGUUGCGCGGGUGUUCCAGGCGCCUGAGGCCUUUCUGCAGACGCUUUCGCAGGGGGCCGGCCUAGAGGAUCCUCCGUCCGGUGCACUCGGAGCAGGGGCCGAAAGUAGCGCUAAGGGUUCCACCACAGAGAAGAUUCUCGGCGCAAACAUGUCAGCGUUGGGGCUGUCUCAAAAGCCGAUUUAUGCGGCCGGGGGGGCGAACAACGGGGACAAGAACGGGGGGGAGAUGGGGGGCUUGGGGGGAGAGGCGUUUGACACGGUGCCUGAGGCGGCCCCGAAAGUGUUGGAGGAACCGCCGCUUGAAGAGCAUCUGGCGCAGAACACGCUGUGGCCGGAAGUGCGGAAGCUGUACGGGCACGGCAACGAGCUGUGGUGCAUGGCCGGCGAUCAUUCGGGCAGAAUCCUAGCGACCGCCUCUAAGGCCCAGUCCGCGGCUGCUGCCGCCAUCUGGCUGUGGGACACCGCCACGUGGCAGCCUGUGGGCCAGCUGUCGGCUCACCAGCUCACGGUCACCCAGCUUGAGUUCUCGGGCGACGACCGGUUCCUGCUGGCGGUCUCCAGGGACCGCCACGUGUCGCUUUGGGAGCGCACGGGUUCGGGGUCUGUUGGAAGCGCAGCCGGCACGGGACAAAACGGCGUCGAGCCUGGUUCGAAGGAUCCUCCUGGGAAAAGCGACGGAAAUCCUGUGCGGAAACGCGACGAAGAGAGUGUGCCGAGCACGAGUUCGGUGGAAACCUCUUCCCGGGGGGCAAUUCAAGAGCUGAUUCAAGAGCUGGCGGAUGGAGUGGGAAGGAACGAGCGGGAUGAUAAAGAGGAGGAAGGCUUGGGGAGCUGGAUCAAGGAAGGGUCGUACUUGGACCGCCGGACGGUGGUACCGUCGUCCGAAACCGGUCCGCCGUACCGGUUGGUGUUCAAAGUCGAGGCGCACAAGCGGAUCGUGUGGGCAGGAACUUGGGCGCCCGACGGGCGCACCUUCGCGACCGGUUCGCGCGACAAGCUCGUCAAGAUCUGGGCGGUUUCGUACGGUGCGGACGGUCGUGCGACGGGCGUCCGGGAGGUAACGAGGCUCCCGGCUUUCAGGGAGAGCGUUACGGCGCUGGCGUGGGGGGCGAGGAACGUGCUGGCGGUGGGGCUGGAAAAUGGCGGCCUGGAGCUGUGGCAGGGUGAACCGGGCGGGUUAAGCUUGACCAGGCGGUUUGACGCGGGGCUCUGCCACGUGGCAGCGGUACAUAGGAUCAGGUGGAAGAGCGGGUAUGCCGAUAGAUGGGCGGGUGACAGUAGACAAGCGGAGGCCAGCCAAAGCGAGAGGCUUCAGUUGGCCGCGUGCGGUGCAGACCAUUCAGUGCGCAUCUUCUCGAUAGACUUGAGAUGAAAAUCAUUGUUGGAUGUACGUAUCCCUGUCUCGGCGAGAAAGGACGAGUCUGUAAGGCCUGAAGUGUUUGGAAAGUAAGUACUGCUGCC